AUCUUGAGCAAGGCAUUUAAAUCCAGGGAAUAAGCCUAUUCUUCUCGUCCCUCCACCCCCCAGCCUAUCUGUACAGUGAAAAGGGAAACAAACAGAAGCAAAGUUUGCAGCCUUGUGAUUUUUCCUUUUGACAAGAGCAAAGUGGCAUCGUGUCCUGAGACUGCUCUGAAGUAAACCCUCCUCCCUUGCCUUAUCCUAUGCACUGAGCACCUUAAGAGAAAAGCUGCUUUAGGAGCAGCAUUCAGUUGCUCCUGGCUGAAGCAUGGAAAUCUCUACUCUCGCCACGUACCACUGCCUUGCUUUUGUCUGGUAUUUUUUCAUUGCCUAUUCCAUCUCACAUGUGAAAACAGAGGAGCGGCCAUCUGAAGUGUUCCUUUACGGUGGGCAGUGGAAAUAUUUGACAGUCCUCAAUCUGGUUUUGCAGGCUGUCUUCUAUGGGGUGUCCUUCCUGGCUGAUGUGUUGAGACUAAUUAAGAAACUGCGAUGUGCUAAGUGCGUAAUUUCCAGCAGAGACCUUCUUUUCAGUGUCCUGGCUUUCCCAGUGUCCAUGUUUGUGUGUAUAUCUUUUUGGACACUGUAUACCUACAACCGAGAGCUGGUUUACCCCAAAAGUCUUGAUGGAGUCAUCCCGCUCUGGUUAAAUCACGCUAUGCACACAGCUGUAUUGCCAUUUGCUCUCCUGGAAAUCCUUGCCUUGCCACAUCGUUACCCAGCAAAGAAGAAGGGAUUGAUCCUACUGGGACUUGUCGCUUUUCUGUAUAUCAGUUGGGUCCUGUGGAUUUAUUCUGUAACAGGAGAGUGGGUAUAUCCUCUCUUUGCUUUGUUCAGCCCCCCUGGGCUAGCAGCCUUUUUUGCCGGUAGCCUUGCUGUCAUCGUCUCCUUCUACAACUUCGGAGAGUUCCUCAACCGUAUGAUAUGGGAUUGA
Parus major (Great Tit) is the source of this 925-nucleotide messenger RNA. It is a transcript of the gene ADTRP, whose product is annotated as androgen dependent TFPI regulating protein. The record is from RefSeq and is a predicted model, not a curated record. Bases 263 to 925 code for a protein of 220 amino acids. Gene Ontology annotation, cellular component: endomembrane system; membrane. Lineage: Eukaryota; Metazoa; Chordata; Aves; Passeriformes; Paridae. The transcript has 6 exons.